Molecule: messenger RNA, 1240 nt
Organism: Sphaeramia orbicularis (orbiculate cardinalfish)
Lineage: Eukaryota; Metazoa; Chordata; Actinopteri; Kurtiformes; Apogonidae
Product: 3-keto-steroid reductase-like
Exons: 9
Coding region: 154-1191 (345 amino acids)
Biological process (GO): cholesterol biosynthetic process
Cellular component (GO): endoplasmic reticulum membrane
Molecular function (GO): 5-alpha-androstane-3-beta,17-beta-diol dehydrogenase (NADP+) activity; 3-beta-hydroxysteroid 3-dehydrogenase (NADP+) activity; estradiol 17-beta-dehydrogenase [NAD(P)+] activity
Source: RefSeq, a predicted model, not a curated record
UGUGCUCAUGGCGCAUGGGUGCUGCUCAUUGGCUGUCAGUGUUGUUGUCCUCGGACCAUGGGGCUGUGCACACACAGGGGCUGAGCAUGUACAACUUCAACGACAAGUUGUGCUCCUGUUUCAUUCAACAUUUGCGGUGAAAUUGUGUCAAACAUGGAACGAGUUGUUAUUAUAACCGGCGCGAACAGUGGCAUCGGCCUGGCGUUGUGUGAAAGGCUGCUCACAGAGGACGGUCAGCUUCGUCUUUGUCUGGCCUGCAGAAACAUGCAACGGGCUGAGGCCGCCCGCACCGCGCUGUUGACCUCUCACCCCGACGCCCACGUGGACCUGCUGCACCUCGAUGUGGGCUCGGUGCAGUCAGUGCUCAGUGCUGCUCAAGAGGUCAAGACCAGGUACAGCAAAGUUGACUUUCUGUAUCUAAAUGCAGGGAUUAUGCCCAAUCCACAAAUAGACAUCAAAGCAUUUUUUAAGGGUCUGUUUUCCAGAAAUGUCAUCAACAUGUUUGCAACAGCAGAAGGUCUCUUAACUCAACAGGACCGUGUGAACUCAGAUGAUCUGCAGGAAGUGUUUACCACUAACCUGUUUGGUCACUUUCUUUUGAUCAGAGAGCUGGAUCCUCUGCUGUGUCAGUCAGAUCACACGUCCCGGGUCAUCUGGACCUCGUCAAGUAACGCUCGGCGCUCUGCCUUCAGCUUGGACGACAUCCAGCACAGGCUGGGGACAGAGCCCUACAGCUCCUCUAAAUACGCCUCAGACAUGCUCAGCUUGGCGCUCAACAGGCAAAAGAACAGCCAGGGCCUCUUUUCAUCUGUGAUUUGUCCAGGCCUGGUGAUGACUAAUCUGACCUACGGCAUCCUCCCCUCCUUCUUCUGGACUCUCAUCAUGCCGAUCAUGUGGUUGAUUCGUAUCUUCACAAACACAUUCACCCUUACACCGUACAACGGAGCAGAGGCGCUGCUCUGGCUGUUUCUCCAAAAGCCUGAAUCUCUGGAUCCAAAGGCAAAGUAUCACAGUUUAACAUCAGGCUUUGGAGUAAAUUACACUGAACCUCGACAGAUGGACAUUGAUGAUAAAAUGUCUGAGGAUCUUUACGUAAAACUCCUGGAACUUGAAAAAACAGCGAGAAGAAAACUGACUGAGAGAGGCUCGAAUGAAGAAGCUUAUCGACGAUACCUCAACGACGUAGAGUAGAAGUGAAAAGAUUGACAUUUUAGAAUAAAUCUCGUGCAGUUUUUGAUAA